AUGUCAGCAUCUCAGAAAGCCUGUUACGUUUGUGGGAAGAUUGGGCACUUGGCCGAAGACUGUGAAUCUGAAAGAUUGUGCUACAACUGUAACCAGCCUGGUCAUGUGCAAUCGGAGUGCACGCUACCAAAGACUGUAGAGCACAAACAAUGCUACAACUGUGGUGAGACCGGUCAUGUCAAGUCGGAGUGUAAUGUUCAAAGAUGUUACAACUGUAAUAUGACUGGUCAUAUUUCUAGGGACUGUGCUGACCCCAGAAAGCCAAGAUUUGGAGGAGCUGCUGCUGCGCCUGCGCCAAGACUUAACAAGGUUUCUUGCUACAGAUGUGGGGGUCCUAACCACAUGGCCAAAGAUUGCUUGCAAUCCGACGCCAAAUGCUAUGCAUGUGGCAGAGUUGGACACAUUUCCAGAGACUGUCCAAAUGGGUCUUCUGAGAAGACUUGUUACAACUGCAACGAGUCAGGCCACAUUUCCAGGGACUGUCCUGUGCAUUAG
Messenger RNA from Lachancea mirantina, 495 nucleotides. The record is from the annotation of a GenBank genome assembly. Lineage: Eukaryota; Fungi; Ascomycota; Saccharomycetes; Saccharomycetales; Saccharomycetaceae.